This is a messenger RNA of Guillardia theta CCMP2712, 3864 nucleotides long. RefSeq lists its product as hypothetical. The record is from RefSeq and is a predicted model, not a curated record. Lineage: Eukaryota; Cryptophyceae; Pyrenomonadales; Geminigeraceae. The coding region runs from base 1 to 3864 and encodes 1287 amino acids. The transcript has 20 exons. Gene Ontology annotation, molecular function: protein binding.
AUGAAGAAAAGUAUCACCGAAUUAGUGGGGACGCCAGGAGCAGGGAAGAAGUUACAGUUGUUCCUUGGGGAUGAGGCUUUUCCUAGGCCGCAAACCGCUCGGAUACCUGAUAACAAUGGCGAGCAAGAUGAAUUCGCGAAGCUGCGACGUCCUCGAUCAGUCCCUUCUAAGACGCAGGAGAGUCGAGAGCAGCAGGAAGCAGAAACGCCAAAGGCGUUGGAGACGAUCCUGGAUGAGAUGGAAGAGAUGGAGAGGACGAGGGUCUCGCGAGAGGCAGCUUACAGGAGGCAGAUGGAUCAGAAGCGAUUGCACCAGAUGAAGCUCAACUCCUUGGACACUGCGUCCUCCUUGUUCUUCCGGCAAACUCAGUCUGGAGCCGGUAAAGAUCAGGAGCUCUCGUUCGAGCACACGAUACGCAUCUUGCAGCAGGUAGGUCUGGAUCACUUCAUGACGAGCGAGCAGAUCGAGAAGAUAGCGCAGAUGGCACUUCCCGUCAAGAGCAACUCGUUCAACCGCAAGUCCUUCAGAAAGCUGCUGUUUUCGCUCGCAGAAGCCCUGCAGAUCUCGUAUGAAUCCCUGGAGUCCAUCCUCGCUCAGAGUACGAUGGAGACGCCUCUCUUCUCUAGAGCUAGCUCCAUCUCGACCCCGAGCAUGAGGAAAGGGAGCUACGUCAGCAUCCUCAACCAGCUCUUCACUCCUCUCGCUAAGGCCCAGCUCAUAACCCCGACCCUCUCCCCCACCCAGUCGCAUGCAAGACAGCAGCAGACCAAGACACCGGAAGAGGAAGUGUUUGACCUUGCUGUCGGGAUCAAGCCGGCUCCUCCUCCUCGGGUGUGGCUUGCAAACUCGACCAUCAACUGGCCUUUCCCCCCUCCACAAGGAGCUCUGAUCCACAGCUCAGAUCAGUUCCCUGUCUUUCGGAAGCACCUCAGGGAGCAGGGGAGCAAAGGAGCUGCAGUCCGGUACAGGAAGUUCAAGCCCAAGAAGAAGCCCGAGGAUGUGAUGAAUGCUUCUUACUAUAAGCCCAAGGGAGUCGGAGACUUCAUGUGCCCCGUCUGCAGGAGGAAUUUCAUCAACGCGACUGUGCUGGACCAGCACAUGCGAGGAAGCGCGCAUCAGGCAUCGCUGCAUGCGCGCAAAGAAGUGAAGAAGGAGGAGCAGGAAGCUGAGGACCAGCUGGACUCGUUCACCGUCCUGUCUUCGGGGAGGAGUACGCCGGUGAUGGGAGAAGAGCAGGAGAAGGCAGCAGUUGGGAUCGAGCGGAAGCGGAAUGAGACGACGUAUAGGAGCGAGCGACAUCACCUGAGCGAGUUUCCCUUCUGGUGGCAGGUGAUCCGAGAGAAGCUGCUCUUCAUGCUUCACUCCUCCUCCGCGGACGUGGAGGAGGUGAUCUCGUCGUUUGUGGACGGGAGGGACGGAGACUUGCCCGGGAACUUCCGAGGAGCGAUUGUGAGGUACUUCGUCAGCUGUAUAGAGAACGGCGCAGCCCCCAACUCCCUCUUCCUCCUCGACGAGAGCAACAACAUCUGCACCGACAGGCUGAGACUGAAGGGAUGCCUCUACCCCCGCCUCAAGUCAGCGCAGUCGUUGUCUCUCUUCCUGCUCUCCUCCUGCUGGAUCCGUGAGCUGGUCCUCACCGACAACGACCUCAAGGCGUCAGGGACCCACGAUCUCUGCAUAGCGCUCAGAGCCAGCGCAAAUCCGCUGGAGGUGCUGCUGCUGGGGAAAAACAACAUCCAGAAUGACGCUCUGCUGUCCUCCCACUACCCGCCGACGGACUGGUCCAAGGUGGACUACCUCAACAGCGCCCAGGAGUUGAGCGCGAGGAAGAAGGAAGAGGCGGAGGAGGGCGAGAAGAGUCCUCGGAAGGAGGGGAGAGACGCUGCUGCAGAGAUCGCUCUCCUCCUGCAGGAGAAGGGGAUCAAGGUGCUGGACUUGUCCCACAACGGAAUGUCGCACGAGAGCAUCGCGAUCAUAGCCAUGUCGGCCUCACGUUCCACCAGCCUGACUAGUUUGGACCUCUCCUACAACAUCUCCUCCAUCCCCACCCUCGCUGUGGAGAAAUUUUUCGCAUCCUCCAUGGAGCGACUGAUCCUGAGCAGCAAGAGCCUCUGCGAGCUCAACUUGUGCUGGAACAAGAUCGGAGGGAUGGCGGCGGAGAGGAUUGCAGAAAGCUUGUACUACAACCCGACCCUUGCCUCAUGCAACUUCGCCUGGAACUCCUUUGGGAGGAAGGACGUGAUAAAAAAGCUCUCCUCCUCUCUGGUAGGAAACGAUCAGUCUCGCUGCCGCCUCUCCUUCCUCGACUUGUCCUACAACGACGUCGACGUUGAGAGCGCUACCAUCCUUGCAGACGGCCUGGAAAGGAACAAUACCCUGACCCGCGUCGUGCUCGACGGUAACCCGAUGAAGGCCAGCGGGGCCCGAUCACUGCAGAGAGCUUGUGUUCGAGUCGACCACUCCAUCUCCGUCUCGAUGCAACGAUGUGCAGUUGAGCAGAUGAUCGAUGCGACUUUCUUUGACGCAGAUGAGCCGCAAGGUCCAUACAAGCUUGACAUGUCAAAAGAAUAUUCAAGAAAGGUUUUGAAGUCUCUCCUCAAGCUCCAGAUGCAGAAGGCAGGCAGCUUCUGUCCGGGAAUGCUCCUCAACGACAAACCGUACAAGCUGGACACCGGAAGAGCCUCACAAAGUGACUUGUACGAGACAAGCGAAGAAGGUCAGAAGAACAAGAGCUCCAUGCCCACUAGCGGCAUCCUCACCUUCGAGUUUGCGAGCUACAGGAAGCCUCCUGCUGGUCGUCACUUUGGCGACGUCAACACAGCUGGGGAUCAGCUGCAGCAGGCGUCGAUGCUGAAACUUUGCGACUUCUUCGACGGCAGGAAGUCGCUGGAGGAGACGAAGGAGCUGCUGGAAGCUCUUCUCAAGGGGGUUUACUUCGCCUGCUUCGCGUUCCUCCAUAUCUCCGACAGCGCACAAUCCUCUCUGCUGACCAAUGAGCUCACAGGGUUCGAGGCGAUUCGUUUCGCCAUCAGGAUCGGGAAGAAGCGACUAGAAUUCACACGUGAGCUGAAUCAUCUUCAUGCUGAGCAUGCGAUAGCACUUGAUCUGAUCUACUUCAAGAAUCUCGAGAUGACGUUCGAGGACGAAGAGUUCAAGAAGUCGAAGACGAAGAAAGGGGGGGAGCGAGUCAAUUUUGAUCGCGUGUGGAGGAACUGUUAUUACAACCACAAGCGGCAUUUAUACUCAAACACUUGGAAGCUUCCGAAUGAGGGAGUCCUCGAGCUUGAUUUCGUACAGAUCAGCAGGCCCAACAAACCUGUUGCAGUCAUCAGCAAUGAAAUGGUUGUGAGUCUGUGUGGUGAUGGAUGGGGAACACAGAAGUCUCCUGAAGAGAUUCUGACAGAAGUGAGAAAGUCCUCCAACUUGUACUUCUUCACUUGCAAGCAGGCAAGCAACGAUCACUUGCGUCUUCGUCGACUCACGGAAGAUCUUUUGAUAAUGAAGAUCCUCUACAUCAUCUUGCAGAUCACCAAACUCAUGGCCCUGAGGCAGAAGAUCAAGAAGAAGUCGGCUGAAACAUCUUCGACUGCAAAGCUUCUCUCAUGUUGUGAUCAGACGGCUCUCUACAUCCUUCACGUCAUGGCGCAUGGGGAUUAUCCUCAACCUCAACCGCCUCCCGUCCCUGCGGGAAGUUGGGAUCCAGGAAGGAAAAUCUCCCAUCAGGGUAGAACUCUGUGUUAUCGUCUUUGCAAGGCUCAACCUGCUGCGAACAGGGAGCUGGAGAACAGGAUCGGGGCUUACAACUUGUUCAACGAGAACGUGGCUGUCGGGAAAUACGAGCUCGAUUUAGAAGACGUCGAGUAA